Monosiga brevicollis MX1 is the source of this 1320-nucleotide messenger RNA. RefSeq lists its product as uncharacterized. NCBI's taxonomy places the organism in Eukaryota, Choanoflagellata, Craspedida, Salpingoecidae. Bases 1 to 1320 code for a protein of 439 amino acids. The record is from RefSeq and is a predicted model, not a curated record. The transcript has a single exon.
AUGGCGCGCAGCGUGCUGGCCAGGCCAAGGCUGGCCGGCCUGGUGAUGGCCUGUAUUUUGGUUAUUCCAGGCGCGCUGGCAGUGCCGUCGGCGUUGACGGUGGACGCCAAUCAAGCGCUUCACGUGUCGGCGGUUCAAGAUCUGCACAUCAACAGCACGACGGGGCGGGUGGUGAUGAACGAGGUCGAUGUGAGCCGGGGUCUGGCGCGGUUCAGGGCUGUGCUGCUGCGCAAUCCCAACUUGCUUUGGCAACAACCUGCGCGGCGCACCUUCACUGACACGCUUCUGGGGCCCACGACAGUGGUGGCGGCCGACCUGAACAGGGACGGGCACCAAGACGUGGUGGUCGGAGGUGUAAGCGACAACACGGUGGCCAUCUUCUGGGGCGAGGGCAAUGGCACUUUUUCAAGCCCACAGGUCGUGACCACGGGCACGUACGCGGCCACGUCCUUGCUCGCAGGGGACAUGGACAAUGACGGCGACCUCGACCUGGUCGGCGUGGGGGAGGACACGGCCACCAUAUUCUGGGCCGAAAACCUGGGGGCGGGUCAAUUUCUCUCUCCCAUGCACGUGAUUACAAACACGACAUCUGGCCCAAGAUCCCUCGUGUUGCACGACGUGGACAAUGAUGGGGCCCUCGACGUGCUGGUAUCGAGCUACGCCUCGGCUUUGGUGGGCUGGUUUCGCAACGAGGGUGCUGCGGGGUUUUCUGCGGUUCGCCACAUUGCUACCGACAUUGACGGCGCCUUCUGGCUCACCCUCGGAGACGUGAAUGGGGAUGGCACGGCCGACGCCGUUUGGGUGGCCUACGACGGGCUGGUCUGGCGAGCUGGCAACGGAACGGCUUUUGAUGGGCCCGUCUACUCAAUCUUUGAGCCCGAGUACGAGAGCUUCUUCAGUGUCUUGGCAGCCGACUUUGACAACGACGGCGACGUGGACGUGCUCGGUGGCACGGAGGGCGAAGUGGGCGGCGGCCUCUACCUGGUUCAGAACCAGGGGGAUGGCACCUUUAGCAAGCCCCGCACCUUGUCAACGGACAUUGCCGCCACCACAAUUGAGGCGGUUGAUCUGGACGGGGACGAUGACUUGGAUUUGCUUGUGGCCUCGAACAAGGAUGACAAGUUUAUCUGGUUCCGCAACAAUGGCGGCGGUUUCUUUUCUCAGCCCCUCUCCCUGGAUCAAGCCGUCACCGGCGCGGAGGCCAUCCAUGCCGCCGACCUCGAUGGCGACGGUCUCCCGGACAUAGUAGCCACCAUUCCCGACCUCAACCUUGUCACCUGGUACCGCAACGACAACUGGGCCUCCCUACUGCCCUCCUAA